ACUGUAAGAGACACUGACGCGUGGGCUCCACUUGAGCAAGCCGUCGCGACUGGACAUGGCGCGCUGCUCCCCGGCGAAGCCGCUUUGCACCACCGCCGCGGCCCCGCGCCCCUCUCGCCGCCGCGGUCUGCUCAUCAGCGCCUCUGCUUCCCCGGCCACGACAUCAACAAGAACGCACCGGCUGUUGGCCCUACCGAAGCCGCCUAAACCACCGCCGCCGCCGCCUCUCCUCCCGCGCCCAAGGCUCCCCAUCUCCAACGACGCCCCCACCAACGGCAAGCCAGACGACCGCCGUGAACCAUCGACGGGCGCGGCGUCCUCUGGCUCUGGGUCGUCCUCGGGCGCCGGAGACGUGCUCCGCCUCAUGGGCUUGCUCCGCGUCGCGCCCGACGAGGACGUCUACGUCUCCCUCCUCAGGGACUCCGUCGAUGCCGCCGAGGUAGCCGCCGUGCACGCCCACGUCGCCGCCACACGCGCCGCGUCUGGCCUCCCCCUGCCGCUGGCCAACCGGCUGCUACUCGCCUACGCGACCUGUGGCGACAUGGCGGCCGCCCGCAAGGUGUUCGACGAAAUUCCCGUCAAGGACGGCAUCACGUGGGCGACCAUGGUGUCGGCCUACUCCGAUGGGUGUUUCCACGACGAAGCGAUAAGGCUUUUCACCCGCAUGUGCCAAGAAGAACAGGGGCUCGCUGGUGAUCUGCUCGGCCAUGCCAUUGUGGCAGUGCUGCGGUCAUGUGCUCGGCUGGGCAGACUAAGGGGCUUUGGUCAGCAGGUACACGCCCUCGUCAUCAAGACAAAGAGAGUCUGCGGUGAUACCGGUAGUUCGCUGCUGCAGCUGUACAUCGCAAGUAAUCAGCAUGACAGUGCGCGGCAAGUGCUUCAGGCGAUGAGGUGUUGUUCCCAGGAGCCAGUGCCCGAGGCAGCCUGGACUAGCUUCAUGACAGCUUGCCACCGAGACGGACUGCUGGACGAGGCCAUCUAUGUCUUCAGGGACAUGGUGUCCUCUGGAGUCCCUAGGAGCAGCUUCUCCCUGUCUACUAUCCUUGCAGUAUGUGCAGAAUCAGAGAACUGCAGGUGCUAUGGACAGCAAGUGCAUGGCGAUGCCAUCAAGCACGGCGUGGAAACAGACCAGUUCGUCAUGUCUGGGUUGGUCCACAUGUAUGCGAAGCAAGGACGGCUUGCAGAUGCCACGAGGGCAUUUGAGGCAGUGGGUGGCAAGCCUGACGCUGUGUGCUGGAAUGCCAUGGCCAUGGGGUAUGCACGCGGUGGGCGGUACAGAGAGGCCACCAGAAUGAUGUACCAGAUGAAAGCU
Messenger RNA from Triticum urartu, 1312 nucleotides. NCBI's taxonomy places the organism in Eukaryota, Viridiplantae, Streptophyta, Magnoliopsida, Poales, Poaceae. The record is from RefSeq and is a predicted model, not a curated record.